ACAAAGUCUUGUAGAAACAGAAGCGAAGAAGAGUGACAGCGACUUCGCUGAACAACGCUGUUAUUUAAGAGCUUAGCUAACGCUCAAGGAAAAUGUCUUUCUGUUCGUUUUUUGGCGGGGAGGUAUAUAAAGAUCAUUUUAAAACAGGGAUCUAUGUAUGCUCCAAGUGUGGUCACCCACUUUUCUCCAGCCGAUCCAAGUAUGAGCACUCCUCACCCUGGCCUGCUUUCACUGAGACGGUCCGGGAAGACAGUGUAGCGAAACAUGAGGAGAGGCCUGGAGCUUACAAGGUGCUAUGUGGGAAAUGUGGAAAUGGACUGGGUCAUGAGUUUGCAAAUGAUGGGCCAUCCAAAGGCUUGUCACGCUUCUGAAUCUUCAGCAGCUCACUGAAGUUCAUCCCAAAAGAUAAGGUUGAUGGACAGUAAGUGAGCAGAUGGAGGAAGUGCCGCUACCCAAGAACCGGUUUCUCUGCUGCUUGAAAGGCGUGGCCCGUGAAUGAAGGGAGCCGGAGAAAAGCCCUUACCGGGAGAAUCGGAUCUCUGAUGGAGAGUGACCCAGCUGGACAGCAAAUUGGAGAAUUGUUUCCUUUGAAAUAUUCCAUCCCUAUGCAAAGACUCACUGAUCUUACCUCAUUUAUUUUAUAUGUCACAUUGCUACUAUGGUAGAACAUCGCAUGGAUUUAGAUUUAACAAAUAAAUUGAAUAUAGUGCACCAAAAAUGUGAUUUUCACAUCUCAGGUUUUUAAUGAAAUGGAUCUCACUGUUGGAUGUCAAAUAUAUUU
Synchiropus splendidus (mandarinfish) is the source of this 781-nucleotide messenger RNA. Its product is annotated as methionine-R-sulfoxide reductase B1-A-like. Gene Ontology annotation, molecular function: peptide-methionine (R)-S-oxide reductase activity. The transcript has 4 exons. The record is from RefSeq and is a predicted model, not a curated record. Lineage: Eukaryota; Metazoa; Chordata; Actinopteri; Syngnathiformes; Callionymidae.